This is a messenger RNA of Talaromyces amestolkiae, 1548 nucleotides long. RefSeq lists its product as uncharacterized. Gene Ontology annotation, biological process: mRNA splicing, via spliceosome. Bases 1 to 1548 code for a protein of 515 amino acids. Lineage: Eukaryota; Fungi; Ascomycota; Eurotiomycetes; Eurotiales; Trichocomaceae. Gene Ontology annotation, cellular component: U2-type spliceosomal complex. The transcript has 2 exons. Gene Ontology annotation, molecular function: RNA binding. The record is from RefSeq and is a predicted model, not a curated record.
AUGCCACCACAAUUCCCUUCCUAUCACCGCGGUAUGACCGCCCAGCCACUCAAACCAGUCAAACGAUAUCGCCCUGGCAAAGCGCUUCCAGAAGAACAGUCAUCAGAGGAGGAAGAAGAAGAGGACGAGAUUGCGCAAGAAGAAGAGAGACGGAAACAGGAAGAAGCGGAACGACGUCGCAGAUCACAACAAGUACGACCAGCUCCAAAGGCAACCUCUUUCCCGGCAUCUGCGGCUGGCAAAGUUACAAAGGGUGUCAAGGACGUGACGUUGGAAGAUGAAGAUGAGGAAGGAUUUGUGACGGAGGAAGAAGAGGAAGAGGCGGCGGUAGCCAAGCCGAGUACUACUCAGAGACCGGCUAUCGUUGGUCAAGCGCCCGCUGCUACUGCGGAAUCAGAAGAAGAACAAGAAGAGGAAGAGUCCGAAGAGGAGGAAUCAUCCGAAGAAGAAAGCUCAGAGGAUGAGGCGCCGAGGAGAGUUCUUCUUCGACCGACAUUCAUCAAAAAGGAUAAGCGAAAAGGCAAUGAAGAAAAUAGCGCACAACCUAGCCUAGCAACAGGGGUCGCAGAUACCGCAGCAGAGGCAGAAGCUCGUCGGGCGCAACGGCAGGAAAAAGCAGACUUCCUCGUCCGUGACCAACUCGAAAAAGAAGCCAUGGCACGGCUCGCGGGCAAGAAAGCAUGGGAUGAGGACGAGAACGUUGCUGCCGAAGAAGAAGCCCUCGAUGAUCGCGACGGUCUAGACCCCGAAGCUGAAUAUGCAGCUUGGAAACUCCGAGAACUGAAGCGCAUCAAACGACAGCGCGAAGCAAUCGAAGAAGCCGAAAAGGAACGUGAAGAAAUUGAGCGACGACGGGCUCUAGCACCAGAAGAGCGAGAACGCGAAGAUCAAGAAUUCAUACAGAAACAGAAGGAAGAAAAGGAAGCUGGUCGUGGUCAGACUGGGUUUAUGCAACGAUAUUUUCACAAGGGGGCUUUCUUUCGGGAUGAUCUUGAGCGCGAAGGAUUGGAUAAAAGAAAUAUUAUGGGCGCCCGAUUCGCAGAUGAAACGAAUCGUGAAGUACUACCGGAAUACAUGCAGAUUCGCGAUAUGACGAAAUUGGGAAAGAAAGGUCGAACGAGAUACAAGGAUCUACGAUCUGAAGAUACGGGACGAUGGGGUGAAGGGUUUGAUAAUCGCCCGCGACGGACUCGUGAUGACGAUAAAUUGUUGCAAAAUGUGACCGAUGAACGAUUCUUGCCGGACAGGGAUCGUCGUGAUGACGGUCGAGGAAGAGACGCGACAGCCACGGGGGCCAAUUCCAGCACCGUUAGAGAGGACCGUCGCCGUCGCCGAGAAGAGAUUACAAGAGACGCAAUGAUGACCAUCCUCGAGAAAGAAGCAGGGAUAGAGAUCGGUAUAGGGACGAUCGACCUGAUCGAGACAGGAAAGAUCAGCGGAAGAGAAGUCAUUCGCCUUAUGAUGAUCGAGACAAACGUCGUCGGACUGAGAGUAGAGUUUCGCCUUGAUGCGUUAAACGCUCUGCAUAUUGACAUGUAUAUCAAAUAA